UCUCGUGUUUUUCCUUUCAGCUCGCCUCAGAUCCGUUGAUGUUCGGACUCUCGGGUCUCGCGGGUUAUUUUUAGGUUCGGUUCGGUUCGGUUCGUCACGCUGAGCUGAUCCAGGAUGGGGUUUCCGGAUGAGAGGAGUCGCUUUAAAAGGAGCCGCAGCAUCAAGUCGAUCCAGACUGGAUCCUGAAACCGACCCAGAAGGUUCGGACCCGGUCCGAUCCAUUUCUCCAUCACUUCAAUCAAACUUUGAUGUUUUAGAAAUKAGAUUUAUUUAAUGUUUUUGUUAAAAUGUCUGUUCGGUGCGACUCGUGCAGACGGUGUCACGUGAGCUCCCGGCGCUCACCUCUCCAUCUGCGCGAGGAGGAUCCCCGGCGCGCUGCCUGCCGGAGGUUCAGGUCCACCAAGGGGGCCUCCAAGGCUCGCAGAGACCACAUCAACCACGAGAUCAGGAACAUGCGGGCCCUGCUCCCCAUCAGCCAGGAGGACCAGGAGCGCCUGUCCUACCUCCACUCCAUGGCCGUCAUCUGCACCUACAUCCGCAAGUCGGUCCUGUUCCAGGGGCUCCAGGCGGCUGACAGGUCUGUCUCCUGCCCGCCGUACGAGGCUGUUCUGGAGGCCCUGCAGGGCUUCCUCCUGGUGUCCACGGCUCAGGGCCGGCUGGUCUACGUGUCGGAGAACGUGUCUGAGUAUCUGGGCCUGUCCACGGUGGACCUGCUGCAAGGAGACACUCUGUACGACCUGGUGGAUCGCUCCGAUCUGGACGUAGUUCGGACAAAUCUGGAUGUUAAAAACAACUYGUCAGCAGAGAGGAGCUUCGUGUGCUGCAUGCAGACCUCCAAGUCUCUGAAGCUGCGACUCGGGGGCUGCUGCUCCGUGCUGGUCAGAGGGAGCUUCCAGUUCUUCCCUCAGUCCUUCUCAGCAGCUCCUCGGACCACCGAGCCCGUGUUCGUGGCCCUCUGCACCCCCACGGCGAACCACCUGGCGAGCAGCGGCUCUCCUCUGUGUCGGAGCUUCAGCAGCGAGCACAGAGCAGACAUGAGCUUCAGUCAGAGCUCAGACAGUGUUUUCUUCCUGUUGGGGUWCUCAGCAGAGGAACUGUUGGGCAGAUCUUGGUACAGUCUGGUCCAUCCUGAAGAUCUGGUUCUGGCUGCAGAUUCUCACAGGAGUUUAGGUUUUGAGGCUACAAACCACAGAUCUGUCCUGGACCUGGGUGUAUGUUCAAGCUAAAAACAGUGGUGAACUCCGGAGCAUCAGCUGCACAAACGUCGUCAUCUGUGAAACUGAGGCCAGAUUCCUGCAGAGGAAGAUCAGCAGAAAGGCCUUCCAGCCGCCAUCCGGGUCAAUUUACCCACACUUUGCUCAGCAGGCGUCCCAGAGUUGGACCGACAACCCUAAAGGUUGUAAAGSUGUGAGGAGGUCUGACAGUGGGAGCGAGGAGCCAGGUGCGGUCCUGUGCACCUCCUCCCAAAGUGCCGGCUCUCCUGCUCCUUUUGAUCUCGUCACGCCUCCCUACAGCCCCGCCUCCUGCAGCUCCCCUCCACAGCAGGAGGAACCCAUGUGCUCUCCUGGCGCCUCGCCCUCGUAUUUCUCCUAUCCAGCAGCGGGGYUCACCUGCCACCUAUCACCUGUUGCCUCCGCCCCCAGGACUACAGAAAACACCUUCGACGCCCCGCCUCCUUCCAUUUAUCCCCUCCCCUCGUUACCUCUGGACUACGAUUUCCCGCCGUGUCCUUCCGACGCUCGCUCCGUCCCAGACUGUCUCUUCGUCCCGGACGUGUCCGAGGUCCUGGAGUCCUCCUCUCUGCACCCGGAGGACUUUGACCUCCUCGACCCCCCGCGGGGGGGCGGUCCGGUCCAGCCGCAGCACGUCCCCCAACAGGAGCUCCCCGGCCCGCUCACRCCGCUCCAGUCCCCCGGGUCCACGAGUCUCUACAGUGAGCGGGAGCGGGAAGAGAUCAGCAUCCUGGCCCAGCAGAUCUCCUCCCUGGCCAGCAGCUUCGACCUGCACCGCAGCCUGGACCUGUUCCAACAGGUGGUCCAGACCGGCGCCGAGGACUGGCACCACGAGCCCGAGCCACUCGCAGGGCACGCCUCCAUGUUCCAGAGCAUCCUGAGCCCGGGAAAACCCGCUCCGUCCUGCCUCCAUCCCUAUCAUCCCCUGCAGGAAACCCUGCACCUGUUCCAGGAAGACCCCCUGCACCUGUUCCAGGAAGACCCCCUGCCUGAGGAGCAGUUCUGCCCAGGUGGGAUCACAGUGGACCCCUUCAGUUCACAGCUGGGUCACCAGAACCCGAACACUGGGUUGCAUCAACUCAACUUCUGCCUGCAGAGCCACCUCCAGCCAG
This is a messenger RNA of Austrofundulus limnaeus, 2344 nucleotides long. It is a transcript of the gene npas4l, whose product is annotated as neuronal PAS domain protein 4 like. Lineage: Eukaryota; Metazoa; Chordata; Actinopteri; Cyprinodontiformes; Rivulidae. Gene Ontology annotation, biological process: regulation of transcription by RNA polymerase II. Gene Ontology annotation, molecular function: RNA polymerase II transcription regulatory region sequence-specific DNA binding; protein dimerization activity; DNA-binding transcription factor activity, RNA polymerase II-specific. The record is from RefSeq and is a predicted model, not a curated record.